UAUAACUAUGUAUUUCUUAACAUUUACAAUUCAUUACUUUUUGUUUGGUUUAUAUUUUAUAAAACAUUAAAUAAUCAUUUAUUAGUAAUUUUUUUUAAUAUUUUUUUGUUUAAUUUUUUAUUCUUUUAUGUUAUUAUUUACUUGGUAUUAUUUUAAUUUUAUAUUCUAUUA
Ichthyophthirius multifiliis is the source of this 171-nucleotide messenger RNA. RefSeq lists its product as hypothetical. The transcript has a single exon. The annotation marks the transcript as partial. The record is from RefSeq and is a predicted model, not a curated record. Lineage: Eukaryota; Ciliophora; Oligohymenophorea; Hymenostomatida.